CCAAAGGACGGAAGGGCACGAGAGUCUAGCCCGCCCCGUGGUUACAGUAGGCCGCGUUCCUGAGCUGAUCCCUUUCGUUUUCUCGAGCGGAGUCUUCCGCGAGCAAGGUUGGAAUUGUCUGUGUCACCGUCUCUCUUCUGGUUUUCAAUAAAGUUUUCUUCUUCCCCUUGUACGGAGUUCAAGAUGGCGGCCUCCUGGUCGCCCUUGGUUACCCUGCGACUAGUGCAGAGCCUGCUGAGAGGGAGAUUUGUUGGGUGCGGAGCCUGGGCCGCUGCUCUCGCCCCUCCAGCCACCGCCCCUGGGAAUCCCUUUUUGAAAGCCUAUACAGUUCAGACACCUGAGAGUAUGCCUCCAACUGCGGCUACAGAGGCUUAUUUGAAAGCUAUGGCUGUUUGCCAUGGACCUCUGGAUCACUAUGACUUUCUGAUCAAAUCUCAUGAGCUAAAGGACGAUGAACAUCAAAGAAGAGUCAUACAGUGUUUGCAGAAAUUACACGAGGACCUUAAAGGAUACAGUGUAGAGGCAGAAGGCCUUUUCUCAAAGCUUUUUUCAAGGAGCAAACCUCCAAAGGGCCUGUAUGUUUAUGGAGAUGUUGGUACAGGGAAAACAAUGGUGAUGGACAUGUUUUAUGCUUAUGUGGAAAUGAAGAGGAAAAAACGGGUUCAUUUUCAUGGUUUCAUGCUAGAUGUUCACAAAAGAAUACACCGCCUUAAACAGAGUUUGCCAAAAAGGAAACCAGGGUUCAUGUCUAAAUCAUAUGAUCCAAUAGCUCCCAUAGCUGAAGAAAUCAGUGAAGAAGCAUGUCUCUUAUGUUUUGAUGAAUUUCAGGUCACUGACAUUGCUGAUGCCAUGAUUCUGAAACAGCUUUUUGAAAAUCUGUUCAAAAAUGGGGUCGUCGUUGUGGCAACAUCUAACAGGCCACCGGAAGAUCUCUAUAAAAAUGGAUUGCAAAGAGCUAACUUUGUGCCAUUCAUAUCUGUCCUGAAGGAGUACUGUAAUACAGUCCAGCUAGACUCUGGGGUAGAUUACCGGAAAAGGAGACUUCCUGCUGCAGGAAAACUCUACUACCUCACAAGUGAAGCUGAUGUGGAGGCUGUCAUGGAUAAGUUGUUUGAUGAGCUGGCUCAGAAACAAAAUGAUUUAACUAGACCAAGGAUUCUAAAAGUGCAAGGCAGAGAGCUGCGGCUGAAUAAAGCCUGUGGAACCAUUGCCGACUGCACAUUUGAAGAGCUGUGUGAGAGACCGCUUGGAGCCAGUGACUAUUUGGAACUAUCAAAAAAUUUUGAUACAAUAUUUUUGAGAAACAUUCCACAAUUUACGCUGGCAAAAAGGACUCAAGCUCGAAGAUUCAUAACUCUCAUUGAUAACUUUUAUGAUUUCAAGGUGCGCAUAAUUUGCUCUGCAUCGACUCCUUUAUCAAGCUUAUUUUUGCAUCAACAUCAUGACAGUGAGUUGGAGCAAAGCAGAAUACUGAUGGAUGAUUUGGGGCUGAGCCAGGACUCAGCAGAAAGACUCUCCAUGUUCACUGGAGAAGAGGAAAUCUUUGCAUUUCAGCGUACAAUUUCCCGACUCACUGAAAUGCAGACUGAACAGUACUGGAAUGAAGGGGACAGAAGCAAGAAGUAACCACCACUUUUGCGUGAAUAAAACUCCAGACAGAUGAUUACCAAAGGGAGAACUCUUUGUUAUGGGACUUAAAAGAAUCAUUAGCUCAUCAUUAAUUAUGCACUUUGUCUUCUGGACCAUUUUAACCUAAAAUUACUGUCAAAGAUGUAAUAGAUUAAUAAGUUAAAGCCAUUUGUAUAGGUCUA
Pteropus alecto (black flying fox) is the source of this 1811-nucleotide messenger RNA. RefSeq names its product AFG1 like ATPase (gene AFG1L). Gene Ontology annotation, molecular function: ATP binding; ATP hydrolysis activity. NCBI's taxonomy places the organism in Eukaryota, Metazoa, Chordata, Mammalia, Chiroptera, Pteropodidae. The transcript is spliced from 13 exons. The record is from RefSeq and is a predicted model, not a curated record. The coding region runs from base 184 to 1626 and encodes 480 amino acids. Gene Ontology annotation, cellular component: mitochondrion; cytoplasm.